AUUUGUGAAAGAUAGAUAGAAAUGGAAGUAGCUGAAGAAAACAAAAGAAGAGAAAUGGAUAAUAUUACAGCAAGCGAGAUAGCUGGUUUGGGGGUUGGUGUUCUUCUUCUUUCUGCCACCAUUGCUGCUCCCAAAAUCGAUGCUUUCUUCUCUACUUCUCAACGCAGCUCAUUGGGAAUGUGCAAGCGAUGUGGCAAUAUAAGAAGAUUGGCUUGCUCUAGCUGCAAAGGAACUGGAUCAGUCAAAGAAGGAGGGUUACUUAAUUUUAACCUCGUUGAUGAUUUGUAUGAAACACUCGGUAAUAGCGAAUCAUCGGUGAAGAAGAUAGCAUGUGUAAAAUGUCAAGCCAAAGGUUACUUUCCAUGUCCUAAUUGUUCUAAACUAUAAUCAAUGUGGUUUUUAUCUUCUUCAUGCACACAAUUUUGAAUCUCAACAUGUAACAUUGUGAUUAUGUUCCCUUAAGACAUGUUUGUAUAUGUAACAGCAGAAAAUCUUCUGCUAUUCUCAUGUAGAUUCACUCUCAGCCUUGUUGUAAGAACAAUUAUUACUAGAGUUCUCCUUGUUUAUCAGGAUUUCAAGUUUUUUUUUUCAUCGUCGAUAUCUCAGGAGAAAGAGAUCAAGGAUAUGUAGUAUGUUUUGUUGUGUUGAUGUAAUAUUUCACAAGUUGGAAGUCUUCAUUGCAUAGUAUUCCGACAUUUUGAA
This is a messenger RNA of Cicer arietinum (chickpea), 702 nucleotides long. RefSeq lists its product as uncharacterized. The record is from RefSeq and is a predicted model, not a curated record. Lineage: Eukaryota; Viridiplantae; Streptophyta; Magnoliopsida; Fabales; Fabaceae.